Molecule: messenger RNA, 1476 nt
Organism: Drosophila albomicans
Lineage: Eukaryota; Metazoa; Arthropoda; Insecta; Diptera; Drosophilidae
Gene: Trf4-2
Product: inactive non-canonical poly(A) RNA polymerase protein Trf4-2
Exons: 2
Coding region: 107-1312 (401 amino acids)
Biological process (GO): RNA 3'-end processing
Cellular component (GO): TRAMP complex; nucleolus
Molecular function (GO): mRNA binding; poly(A) RNA polymerase activity
Source: RefSeq, a predicted model, not a curated record
GCCGACAAAUUGACAAAAACAAAAUACGUGUUGCAAUUGCGCGUCUUAAGAAUUUGGUCUAAUUUUUAAACACUGAUUUAUUUGUAUUCCUCCAUUUUUGUUUAGCAUGAAUACAACAGAUGAGCAGCAUCCAUGGAUGUUAAGCAAUUACGAAUAUGGUGGCGGCGUCAAUGCCCUGCAUGAUGAGAUCGAACAUUUUUACAACUAUAUUAUAUCGACGCCCACCGAAUAUAUGAUGCGUAUGGAGGCGAUUUGUCGCGUUGAAAGCGUUGUCCUAAGCACUUGGCCUCAAGCGUCUAUCGAGGUUUUCGGUUCCUUUUGCACCGGUCUAAAUUUACCAAAUUCCGAUAUCGAUAUCGCAGUUAAUAAUUUCUAUUGGCAAGGCGGUCAACCAUUGACGGAUUUGAAAAAUGCUUUAGAUGCUCGCGGAGUCGCAGAUAACAUAAUUGUGGUGGACAAAGCACGAGUGCCAGUCGUUAAGUUUAAAGAGCGAUUAUCGCAAAUUAAAUUCGACAUCUCAUUCAAUACCACAUCGGGCGUUAAAGCCGCCGAAUUGGUCAAAAUGUUUAUCGAACAAUUUCCGGAGUUGCCAAAACUAGUGCUUGUAUUGAAACAAUAUUUAGUUCAGCUGGGCGUGAAUGAUGUCUACAACACGGGUGGCGUAUCAUCCUAUGCACUGACACUAAUGUGCAUUAGCUUUCUGCAGAAACAAACGCUAGAGACAUCGAUCGCCACUAGCGGCUACAAAACUCACAAAAAACUGGGACAACUAUUGCUCAAAUUCCUAGAGUACUAUGGACGCAAGUUUGAUUUCUACAAAUACGGCAUAUCGGUGCGCAGACAUGGCGGCUGUGUGGAGAAGACGGAACUGCUAUAUAAUUUCGACGGCAUCUUAUCGAUGUUGACUAUUGAAGAUCCUAUCACGCCCAGCAAUAACAUUGGACGGAACUCGUUUGGCGUCAUGUAUGUGAAGCAAUGUUUUCAAAGAGGAUUCGCCAAUCUGUCGAAGAUGGUGGACUUGGAUGCAUCGAAAGUGAAUGGCUCCAUACUGGCCAAACUUAUUACAAUGCAAGAGACAACGAUAAUCUAUCGGAAUUGGGUGCAUUAUACUUUUCAGCACUUUGCAAACACUGGAUAUAGUUGGGGAGGAGAUUUCCACUAUGCCGUUGAAAGUAAAUAUAAUGCUACGAGUAUGUCAGAAAAAUAUAAACAAGAAGAAGAGGAGGUAGUAGAACAGGAUCUCAAAAAUAAUUUUAAGGACUUGUCUCUGUCGUCUCACAACAACAAUGGUUGUGAAAACACAAAAGCUUAGGAUUUUAACUUUAUUUAGGUUAUUUUUAAGUGUACUUUAAAAAAACUACAUUUCAUUUUGAUUUGCAUAUGUUACAAUUAUUGUAAUUUUUUUGUACUUUACCAUUAGUUUUUAUUGCAUGUAAAUAAAAAAAUAUAUGCUUUGGAUAGCAAUUAAGUAAUGAG